Miscanthus lutarioriparius is the source of this 864-nucleotide messenger RNA. Lineage: Eukaryota; Viridiplantae; Streptophyta; Magnoliopsida; Poales; Poaceae. The record is from the annotation of a GenBank genome assembly.
AUGGCUGCUGGAUUGGAGGUGGAGUGGGCGGGUCGGCGGCUGGUGGGUAGGUUACUGAAAUUGCCUGAGUUUGUCACGGCUCUUCGUCGACUCAGGGAAUUGUGCCUUGAAUCAACUAGAUUGACAGCUGAUCUUCUAACAGCUUUGGGUGAUUUGAAAGACCUGCUAUACCUGAAGCUGAUUGCAGAUGAACUUGAUCAGAUCACCUUUAGGAACAGUGCGUUGCCCAAACUGCUCUGCCUUUGUUUUGUGGUGAAACAUCCGACAUUUCCAAAGAUUGAAGGAGGUGCUUUGCCACAUCUCAUAUCACUUCAGCUGAUAUGUGAAAAAAUGGAUGGCCAGUGCAGCAUCCAGAUCAAAGGCUUUAAAUGUCUGAGGGAAGUAGUUCUUGACGAUGAAGUCAACACUGAUACUAAGGCAAAAUGGGUACAGGCGGCCAAGGAACACGAGAACAGGCCAAAAGUUCUUCUGCUCAAAAGGGCUGCUCCACCCCAGGGGGCAACUGAGAUUGAGAUUACAGAAUGCUCAGUUGUAUCAGAGGGACCAGUACAACAAACUGACAUCCAAAUGCCGCGACAGGAUCCGCUGAGUGCUCCAGUCAUGGUGGGCCCUGGCGCUGGACUGCAAGGGGCCCAGGCGGCGGUGUCAUCUACCGUGGCUCCAGCGCCGGUACACGAUGACAGUUACAGCUCCAAUGGUUCAACAGCAUUGGUUCCAUCGGUUACGUCUACAGCUACAGCUCUAAUGGGUCUAGGUGUAACACCUGCGACACUAGUGGCUGCCCUGGAUGCCACAGAGACCAAGCACAUGGACUUCCCCGAAUCCUCAGCGCAAGGUGCAGCAAGAGAGGUGAUUCCAUGUUAA